Messenger RNA from Neurospora tetrasperma FGSC 2508, 390 nucleotides. RefSeq lists its product as uncharacterized. The transcript has 6 exons. The coding region runs from base 1 to 390 and encodes 129 amino acids. NCBI's taxonomy places the organism in Eukaryota, Fungi, Ascomycota, Sordariomycetes, Sordariales, Sordariaceae. The record is from RefSeq and is a predicted model, not a curated record.
AUGUAUCAAGCGGCGGUUCGGUCGCUAUCGCGGUGUUGUCACAAGGGCGCAUGUCUCAGUCGGGCAACCGAAAACGAUGGCAGCGCAUGCAACGACGGCAAUCGAUCGGUGAGCGUGCCCGAGCAGAUGGCGGAUGGUUAUGGGACUGGGCGCAGAGCAAUGGUGUAUCCGACAGCAACGAUGUACGAAGACGGGAGGUAUCGCGAAAGAGGGCCGGAGUUCGGAUGGUGUUGCGCAGGGAAGCCGAGUUGGACGAGUUGCAGGUGUAGAAAUGUCAGCCGUCGUAAAAGUCGAGUCGGAUCUCGUCGUCUGGAGCUUCCCCCUUGUUGGGUGCGGGUUGUUAGAGAUUGGCAGGAAUGCCCUGGGACUGCGGUGGAAAAGCGUGGGUGA